This is a messenger RNA of Cottoperca gobio, 2174 nucleotides long. RefSeq names its product KIAA1958 ortholog. NCBI's taxonomy places the organism in Eukaryota, Metazoa, Chordata, Actinopteri, Perciformes, Bovichtidae. The record is from RefSeq and is a predicted model, not a curated record. Bases 141 to 1682 code for a protein of 513 amino acids. The transcript is spliced from 6 exons. Gene Ontology annotation, cellular component: nucleoplasm.
CUUCUCCAGACAACGAAUGUAACGAUUAAACAAAUGCUGUACAUCUUGUGAUAUUCAUGACAUCUCAUCAAACACCAGGCUAUUCAGUCGUCAUAACAACAUUAAUAGUCGCCUCAGUUUGAAGCGGCCGCCUAAAGUCCAUGAAUGAGGACGAUGAUGUGAAACCUGCCUGGACUCACAGCUCGAAUGUUUUAGUGUAUAGUAUAAAAAAAGAGCUUUACAUCAUGUCUGACCCGGUUCAGACCACCUCUGACAGUCUGUGUAAACUCGUCCGCUGGGCUCACAGCCACGGCACCAUCUGCAACCUCAUCCCCAGCCUGCAGCACCUCACCUAUGAUUUCCACGGUAACGUGCUGACACCAGAACCCGGCCCACAUGGCAGCAGCGACCCAGUCGCCGUGUGGGGUUGUGGCGCUGGACACGCCUACCACUGGCCCCUCAGUGACCAUAGCAACAGCUACGGAGGCUUAGCGAAUACCAGCCAGGGCCAGGAGAGGUUUGUUGGAGGGCGUCCGUGCAAUAAGGUGACAGCGAGGGCGUCAUGUGACCUGUCCUGUAGCGAAGCAGCAUCACAGGGGGAGGAGUUCAGCAGCCGGCUGUUUGACAUCGACGGAUGCGAUUCGUCGGCCACAGACGAAGAUGACGACUACGAGCCACGCCCAUCCAGGAAAAGAGGAGGGUCAUCUGGAGGAGCCUUUCCCGGGAAGAAGGUCAAGCAGGAAGCAACCUCUGCAGAGGCUUAUGACACUAGCACAGGGCUGGCAGUGACAGACAUUGUUUCACAGGCUUGUCGGGCAACAAACACACACUCUCAAAUCACACACACACUGUUGCCCAUCAAGUCCCAGCAUGGACUAGAUCUGGGGUGUGAGAGGGUAAUGGACCCAGAGAUGGAGCUGCUAGGAGGAGGCAGCUGCAGGACAGGGACCAUGGAGCAGGCCAGGAGAUGCAGCUCCGCCACAGAGACUACAGAGAGGACUGCAGACGAGCAGAAUGAGCUGGAGAAGCUGCGAGCGUUACUUUGCGCGGAACGAAGCCGUAACCAGCAGAUGACGGAGAUCAUCUCCAGUCUGAAGCAGGACAAAGAGCUGCUGCAGCACGAACUCACGAAAAAAUCUGAACUCAUCUGUGACUUUCUGCAGGACAAACUGCGGCCAGAGAAGAGGUGGCCUUGUCGCUCUAAUCAGAUGGAACCAGGAAGUUCCCUCAUGCCCUCUUCUGGCGAUGUGGCGGGAGUUGAUUCGCCGACACUGUUUGACUCAUUUGAGGAAAUGGAGCUUCACCCUCUGGACCGCCAACGGACCCUGAAAAGCAAGAGGAGCCGGGACGGAGAAAACACCCGAGUCAGGAUGAAAAAUGUGGUGGGUGUGAUAGCGCGCUACAUGGCAGCCCUCCAGGAGUUUCGCCGCAGUGUCUCCAUGAAGGUGGCCUUUGACCGGGUCGGCGUGGACCGCAACACGAUCUCCCGUACGGCGUCCAUAGCUGAGCUCAGCCUGGCCGCUCCGGAGGUGUUUAAUGCACUGGCACCGUGGGAUGAGAAAGAGGAGACGCUGGCACAUUAUGCCCACCGCUGCCGGCAGUCUAUGGAUGAAAACAUUAAGGCCAAGAUCAAAAUGAUGAAGGUAAAAGGUGAACUGCUGCCCAUUGUGUCCAAGAGUUACAGACUGGCUCCUUCGGACUGAAUCAGAGGUCUACAAUGCACACGUCUUGUACAUGUAAAAAGAAAGGCCACCCUUGGAUUCUCCUAUUCUACUGUUAGAUACCGCACCAUCUGAGUCUGUGCUCCUCAUUGUAUUGUAAUUAGACUUCCUGCCUGCUGUCCAAUCCAUUUCUCCUUGGAUGGUUGUGGAACGUUCACGCUAAAUCGCGACCUCUGGAAAGAAUAAGCUCUUGUUCUUAAAGGUCUCCGGGACUUUCAACUUAAACUGCAACUCUGAAUUAAUCACAACCAAGAUUAAAGAUCAAACAAACCAUAAAAGUGAUAUACAAUGAGUAUAGAUUAAUUAUGUGGUGGUCACUGAAACCACUUAAUAAUUAUGUGGCUCCGCCUUCAAUGUUCCAGUAAAACGUCUCAUCAAUCAUCACAUUUUUUUAAUGCAUGGUAAUAUACUGUAUUUAUUGUGUUGUUUUGUGUGCUGCCGACCACUGUUUUACAAUAAACCACUUAAAACUGA